AUGCACACUCUUCAAUUUCUCACAUUUCUUGCAGUUACAGGUUUCGUGGCAUCCGAUGUCGCAAAAUGUCUGAAUCACGGAACACCGCUCAAUGCGACCGAUUGUGUAUGUCCGGAGUUUGUCAGUGGAAAACUCUGUGAGCAUACAAGAUGCCCAAGAUUCGGAAUUGCCGACAAAAAUCGAUGCACGUGUCCUCCUGGAUGGUUCGCUCCACGGUGUGGAAUUCGCAGAUGUCGUCCACCGGUUGAUGAAAACAUGGAUUUCCAUAAAAGAUCGCUGAUAAUCGUAUUCAACACAAAGACUACAAUGUUGGAGCAAAAGAAUGCAUUGGUUAGCUCAUUCAACAAAAUGCUCGAUGAAAUCACAACGAAUCAGGCCACACGAGUAAAAGAAAACUUUGUGAAUUAUAUAUUCUAUGGAUUUGUGAAGAAAGGAGAUUCGAUAAAUGUUACUGAGUUUUUAUUGGAAGAUUCCACCGAAUUUUUGGAGAAAAUAAAGAAUAUUGAACUACAAGAUGGAGACGAUACGCAGCCGGUAUUGGUAUCAGCCUACAAUGCUCAGCAAACUUAUGGCGAAACAAGACCGAAUUCAGUUCUUCUCGUCUUCACUGAUUCUCCAGCAUCAGACGCCACACCACUGUCCUAUCAUUUUGAAGAUGGAACUCAGGAGCAACUCACAAUGCAAAAUAUCAUUCUGUGGAGGCAUAAGCUCGCAUUUUUGUUGUCACUUCCGGAUGGAGUUGACCGAACCUCGGACGCGGUAGACGUAUAUCGAAGGAUUGCGAUGACUGCACAUGGUGAUUCAUUCUUUGUCAAAAACGGAAAUGAGACAAGCGAGAUUUUGACGGAGGUAAUUGGAAUGUACUAUCAUCCUGAGAAUAUCAAUAUUGCAUACGGUAUUACUGGUAGCAGAAUAAUUGAACCAACAAGAGAUACCGAUAAUCAAUUCGUGUUCAUAUUGAUCACGUUUGAUCCAACAGAUCCAAAUAAUAAACAAUUGCCGUCAAUUGAAAAUGGAAAUCUUUAUUCAGAAGGAAGAAAUCAUCGACUAUAUUUCUCGUUCAAUGAUCCGUCUAUUAAAAUCGUCGCCGAUUUUCAAACUCAAUACAAUUAUCGGAUUUUCCUUCAAUCCGAUUAUGUGAUCCUAUCUGAACUCAGCAGCGAUAGUGAAAUCGAUCUUGGAAAUUUCAUGGUUACCCAAGGAGUUCCAAAGUGGGUCACAUCGAAAGUGUUCGGUUUUCCACCGUUUGACACGAUCAGCUAUCACAUGGAGUCAUCUACAAACGAAGUGGUCCGUGAGGAAUACUAUGGAAGUCUUCGCCCUCAAAAGGACUGCACGUUUGAUUAUACCUUUGAUGUGUGGCAAGACACGUCAACUUGUAUCCCGGGACCAUUGACAAACGUUGUUCGAUUGUACUACGGCAACACUUACAAACAGAGGGUAAUCGCAUCGUAUUGCGACAUCGUUUCCCACACAAAGCAUAUUCCACAACAUUAUGUCAAACCUGCGAGUGUCUUAUUAGAGCUUAGUGCGGCAGAAUCUCAUGACGAUUCAUUGAGUACAUGUGAUUCGAAAUACAUUCCGGCCAUCAACGAUGCGAGAAUGAAUGAGCCGAAUCAGUAUAUAUUUGUGUUGGAAAGACAUUCUGGAAAUGCGGAAAUAUACAAGACAUUGUCGCGCGAAAUCGAACAGAUCAUCGAUUUCAUUAAACCGAGCACAGAAACUGCUCACACCAAAGAAUUUACUUUAAUUGUUCAUUGUGAUCAAGAAUCUCGCGUUGUCCUGAGUUCCUACAAUCCGAAAGUUUUUAUUAAAUUAUUCCGCGAAAAAGUUGAUUCGUUGAAACUAUUCGAUAAUUUGGACCACACAAUGGGUUUAAUGUCUAUUAUACAGGCUCAAAAGAUCAAUAUUCUACCAUUGGCUCAAAUAUUUUAUUUCACAAAUCAACAGGUUACUGAUUUGAGUGAUAUUGGCCGAAAUUGGGAUGUUGUUGAUAAAGAUACUGAGUUUAAUUUCUUCUCGAUUUCAAAUGGAACAAUUUCUAAUGCCCUUUAUCUUCCAUUGCAAUUGCAAAUUGUCCAACGACAAUCUGGCGGUCGGUUGAUUCCGAUCAAAACUGAAGAUUCGUUGAUUCCUUUGUUUGCUGAUAUCACCACCGGCGCAACUGCUCUCACAACCGACAGCGAAAAGUUCGAUUGCUCAGUGCAAGAAUACUCCGCUGAGCUUUACGUCGAGAAGGACGCCGAUGCUGUGAUCAUUCAAUUGACGGGUGCCGGAUUAAAAAAUAUACGCAUUCAGGAUUCUUCACAGCAAGAAAUCAACAUGACGUCAUUCAUUCGAUACAAAUCCGAAAAUGUUGUGAUUUUACGAAUCGACUUCGAGAAAAACCAUCAGAAUCACGGAAUUUGGCAAGUGGUGAUGGGCACAAACCAAGGAGGAUGUCAAGUAACAGCACGAAUCAAGACAUCGAAAGGCGUAAUCCUUGGAUUCACAUCAUCGCCAACUGAUGAUGCUGCGACAACCCAAAUUUUUUCGAUGCGACAAAAUACUCAAUUCAAUCGCGCGAUCUAUGCAGUUGUUCGUUCGCGAACCGAUUACAGCGCAGUUCCAACAACUAUUGAGAUUCAAACGAUCAAUCAAGAAAGAUUCGACUUGCCGGCAACCGAUUCUCAUUUGACGAUGUCUCCACGCGAUAAUUCUUCGUGCUCGUUCAACUACAUCUCGAAUCCCGUGAAUGUUCCAAAAACUCAAAUGACAUUAUGGAUUUUGAGAGGCAUCAAUGAAAACAAAGAAUUCGAAAUCCGUCGAAUGUACUACUAUGUUCAACACUUGCCAGCUGAUACGUCAGUUUGCCAUGGCGGACAAGUAAAUGAAUUCGGGCAAUGCAAAUGUCCGGACAGAUACACGGGCGAAUAUUGUUGGGAUCGGAUUUGUGCCGAAGGAGCUACACUAGCUUAUGGUAUUUGCUUCUGUGCUCCGGGUUACAUGGGAGACUUUUGCGAAACAGAAUUACUUGUGAAUUCGACGUCGACAACUGUUUCUCCUGGACCAUCUGUUGGAACAACACCCAGUCACAUUGAGACAACAACCAAAUCAACAUCGAAGACAAACCUUCUGUCUGCCGUUACAUCGAUGACUGUUGACGGCUACGAUAACGGGAAGGUUAUCGCGAGAAUACGCGUUUAA
Caenorhabditis bovis is the source of this 3186-nucleotide messenger RNA. NCBI's taxonomy places the organism in Eukaryota, Metazoa, Nematoda, Chromadorea, Rhabditida, Rhabditidae. The record is from the annotation of a GenBank genome assembly.